Molecule: messenger RNA, 879 nt
Organism: Conger conger (European conger)
Lineage: Eukaryota; Metazoa; Chordata; Actinopteri; Anguilliformes; Congridae
Product: deoxyribonuclease gamma-like
Exons: 8
Coding region: 1-879 (292 amino acids)
Biological process (GO): DNA catabolic process
Cellular component (GO): nucleus
Molecular function (GO): DNA nuclease activity
Source: RefSeq, a predicted model, not a curated record
AUGAGGUCAUCUCUUCUCCUGUUCACUCUGCUGGGCCUGUGUUUGUUAGCCACCUCCCUCAAAAUCUGUGCCUUCAAUGUCCGCAGCUUCGGAGAGGCCAAAGCCAACAACAGGAGAGUCAUGGCCCUGCUGGUGAAGAUCAUCGCUCGCUGUGACCUGUGUCUGGUUCAGGAGGUGCGAGACUCUAAGGGCACGGCCAUCCCUACACUGGUGAGGGGCCUGAACAGCCUGGAUAAAUCUCAUUCCUACUCCCAUGUGGACAGCAAGAGACUGGGGCGGAACGCCUAUAAGGAGCAGUAUGUCUACAUAUACAGAACUGAUAUGUUGCACGUUCAAGAGCGCUUCCAAUACGAGUCACCCAUGGAGGCCAAUGAGACGGACGUGUUCUCCCGUGACCCCUUCAUUGUGUGGUUCCACUCUCCCAACACCUUGGUAAAGGAUUUCAUCCUGGUGGGCCAGCACACCUGUCCCAAAAACGCCAUGCGGGAGAUGGAUGAACUGUACACCGUUUUCCAGGCUGUCCUCAGGAAGUGGAAGACUGAGAAUGUGAUGUUCCUGGGCGAUCUGAAUGCAGCCUGUGGCUACGUUACCAUCAAAGGCUGGGGUUCAGUCCGGCUGAGGAGUGACCCAAAAUUCCACUGGCUGAUCGGAGACAAAGAAGAUACCACAGUCCGUGAGAAAACACACUGCGCCUAUGACAGGAUUGUAGUCCGUGGGAAGGAGCUGCUGUCUGGGAUUGUGGCAAACUCAGCCCAGCCCUUCAACUUCAAAAGAGAGUUCCAGCUCACCGAAGAGGAGGCCCUGGAGGUGAGCGAUCAUUACCCAGUGGAAGUGGAUCUGAAACCCAGCCACCGGUAUCUUCUGCACCAUGAACUCUGA